Messenger RNA from Dimorphilus gyrociliatus, 519 nucleotides. NCBI's taxonomy places the organism in Eukaryota, Metazoa, Annelida, Polychaeta, Dinophilidae. The record is from the annotation of a GenBank genome assembly.
CAUUUAGAUAAGGUUAACUCCUAACUUAAAACUCUACAUUUACGAGUCAGUAAAUAGAAAGAAAGAAAAGGAAACUCUUAAACGUUAAAUAUGGAAAAAUUCGUCGGUAAAUGGGAACUUGCUGAAAAUGCUGGUGAUAUGAGAAGCUAUUUAAGACACUUAAACACUUCGGAAUCUGAUAUCGAACAGUUUAGCUCUAUCUUAACAGAUAUUGGCAAACUUUGCCAACAAGCCGUUUUAGAAGGAGACGACGAUCUCCUUGUUACAGUUAUCCACGAUGGAGAAGUACUGGAUGAAGAUCAUCUAAAAUUGGGGACAAAUUUUGAAGCAAAAACUCAUGAUGGAAGAGAUAUAAUCUAUUCGACAACAAUCGAUGGAGGCGUACUAACUAUUAUUGAAUCCGGAGCCUACGAAGCAACAACGAUUAUGGAAGUGGAAGGUGACGCCCUAUAUUCAAAAUUGAUUGCUGGAAAAGGGGACAACUCGAUAGUUGUUGAGCGAAAAUACAUUAGAGUAUGA